This is a messenger RNA of Micromonas pusilla CCMP1545, 735 nucleotides long. RefSeq lists its product as uncharacterized. NCBI's taxonomy places the organism in Eukaryota, Viridiplantae, Chlorophyta, Mamiellophyceae, Mamiellales, Mamiellaceae. Bases 1 to 735 code for a protein of 244 amino acids. The record is from RefSeq and is a predicted model, not a curated record. The transcript has 2 exons.
AUGGGGGCGCUCGCCGUCGCGCUCGCCGCGGGGGAGGGAGGGAUCGACGACGUCGUUCUCGUCGCGCCGGCGAUCGUGCCGAAGAGGAGGAGGAAGAAUACGGAACGUCAACCGGCGCGGAAGCGCCUUUGGACGCGGCCGCUCGGGGUUUUGAUCGCGCUGGCGUCCGCCGUCGCGCGCGUCGUCGUCGCCGCGCUCGCGCGCGCGCUCUCUCCGUUCCUCGUCCUGUUCCUUCGCAAGAUCGUCCGCAACGCCGCGUUCUGGCGCGAGGGGCUCGCGAGCGCGGUCGGGUCCCCGAUGCGACGCGUCAUGCGCGACGACCGGAGCUGGACGGACGGGUACCGCCGCCCGAGCGUCGUGACCGGGUGGGAUCGCGGGAUGGCGCGGGUGGUGCUCUCCGCGGCGACGGGCGGGCUCGACGGCGUGGCCGCGACCGCGCGCGACGGCGCGCGCAGGGUGGCGCGCGCCGUCUCAGGCGAGGAGAGCGGCGAAGAAGACGCCGCGGAGGCGCUGGCGAGGAGCGGCGCGAGGGUGCUGAUCGUGCACGGCGACGAGGACGUCAUCGUGCCGGCGCUGCCGCGCGCGGAGCUCGUCGUCGUGCGCGGGUGCGGGCACAUGCCGCACGAGGAGUGCCCGGACGUGUUUCUGGACGCGGUGCGGGCGUUCUUGAGGAAGGGCGAACGCGGCGGCGACGGCGACGACGCGGGCGCGGGCGCGGGCGUCGAGAAGACGUGA